Molecule: messenger RNA, 2837 nt
Organism: Rattus norvegicus (Norway rat)
Lineage: Eukaryota; Metazoa; Chordata; Mammalia; Rodentia; Muridae
Source: RefSeq, a predicted model, not a curated record
AGAUCCGGUAGGUUCUUUGCGGGUUGCGGAGGCACAUUCUGAGCAGGAGUGGGUGCUGCAGUGAGCACGCGUGCGUCGCGGAGCACGCGUCGCUUGGGCCCCUCCUGCUGGUACUGAAAGCUGUGCAGGUUACACCUGGUGCUCCGGACAACGUAAUUUCACUAUUAGGAACAGUUGAUUUCUCAUACGGCGGGAGAGCAAACUAUAGGCAUUCAAUGCCAGUCGCGUGCCUGCUCACGAAGAGUAGAACUUAAGUACGCAAUCACUUCCAGGCUGGGAUCGCAUUGUUAGGAGGGUAGCAAAUAGUUUUGGUAAGGCCUUGUGAGGAAGGUGAACCUGUGGCUUGGGCUUGAAUUGCUCUCCGUAUGGGAGAAGCAUAUGUUGGCAGUGCAGAAGUGUUUCCCAGAACAUGGAAGUAAGAGCCCUUUGAGAAAAAAUUUUGAAACACCAAGAAUGAACGUGAAUGCAGAGACCUGGGAGGUCGCUUGGCGGUCUCAAAUCUAGAUUGAGCCAGUUGCCGAGCCCUAUUCUUUGAUCAACUAAAGCUUUUAAAAUAGAGUGUAGGUGGGUGUAUUAAUUCCUCACCGAGGGGUAGCUGGCCAACACAAAACAAACUCCACAGGCUGUGUGUGUUUGUGCAUUUUUUGCCUCGCAGACCUUUUGCUUAUUUUGACUUUACUUUUCAUAGGUUUUUGUUUUUUAAAGUUGGGUGGAUAGGGAGGUGAUGGGAUCUGUGAAAACGGGGAAGGGAAGGAACAUGAUCAAAAUAUAUAAUUUUUUUUCAACUAAAAAAAAUAAAAUAUGAGUGCAGGGCACUAUGUAAAGUGACUUUGUAGAAGCAAAAUUCCCCCAGGCUUUCAAAAGCUGGACUGUUUGAUUUAGUCCAGAGUCAGCUACAAAGGAGAAACACAUUUGUCUCAGAGGGUAUGAGCAUGCCUUCAGCCCGGGGGCAGAGGCAAGUAGAUCUCUGUGAGCUCAAGGUCAGCCUGGUCUACAGAGGUAUUUUCAGGACAUCCAAGGCUACACACACCCUGUCUGGGGGUAGGGAGAUUAUGUGUUCUAAUAACUAGAGUAAUUUGUGAUUCAUAAUAAUCAUUUAGUCUAACUCCUUAAUCUUGACUCUCAUGUAACCAUUUUAUGAGGCCUAGAUUAAUAGUCCUAUUUAAACUCAACUCACAGAUUUCCAGUCUUCUCUGUUCUGGCCCUGGGUUUGCCUUCCCUGUAACUCUGCUCACCUUUAUGUAGUUCACUGAUGAAUCUCAACUGCCAAGGACAAAGCAUGCCUUGUAGUAAAUGCAGAAUAUGUCAGAUUAUUUAAUUCACACUGUAUAUCUAUGCCUGGAUGAACGGAGUGUUUUUUUGGUUUUUUUUUUAAGGGCUGUUAAAAUGCAUGAAUUAAACAAAUAUGCAACCAAUUCAAUGAAUUGGAUCAUUUCUAGAACCCUUAUUGAGAUCUCUGGCAAAUUGUGGACUGCAGUUAAUGUAUCAAGCAUGCUAAUUCCAUUUUCAGUGAAGAAUUGCUUCCGACUACUUUGUCAGCACAAGGUCCCAACAGCUGGCUUUAAAAGCCCACCCACACAUGGGCUCAUUUUACAGUCGAUCUCCAAUGAUGUGUAUGAAAAUCUGGCUGUAGAAGACUGGAUCCAUGACCACAUACAUCUAGAAGGGAAGCCGAUUCUUUUCCUUUGGAGAAAUUCUCCUUCUGUCGUCAUCGGUAGGCAUCAGAAUCCAUGGCAGGAAUGUAACCUCCAUCUGAUGAGACAGGAAGGAAUAAAACUGGCCCGGAGGAAGAGUGGAGGAGGAACAGUGUACCACGACAUGGGUAACAUCAAUCUCACCUUCUUUACCACCAAAACCAAGUAUGACAGAAUGGAAAAUCUGAAACUAAUUGUGAGAGCUCUGAAUGCUGUCCAACCCCAGCUGGAUGUGCAGCCUACCAAAAAAUUUGACCUGUUACUCGAUGGGCAGUUUAAAAUCUCAGGAACCGCAUCAAAGAUCGGCCGGACAGCGGCGUACCACCACUGCACCUUGUUAUGCAGCACCGACAGGACAGCUCUGUCUUCCUCGCUGAAGAGUCCCUACCACGGGAUAAAGAGCAACGCCACUCCCAGCAUCCCUUCCACUGUGAAAAACCUUCUGGAAAGAGAUUCCACGCUGACCUGUGACGUUCUGAUGAGUGCUGUGGCAGCAGAGUAUGCAGCGUAUCAUCAAAUUGAUGACCAUGUUAACCUUAUAAACCCUGCAGAUGAGACUGUGUUUCCUGGAAUAAACAGCAAAAUCAAGGAACUGCAAAGCUGGGAGUGGGUUUACGGCAGGACACCCAGGUUUACCGUGGACACCAUGUUUCAUGUGCCGCAUGGGCAGGCGUGUUUGGAAAUCCAAGUGUUCAUGGACGUAAAGAACGGACGAAUCGAAACCUGCGAUAUUAAGGCACCCGAUCACUGGCUGCCACUGGAAAUAGGUGACAAAUUAAACUCAAGUUUUAUUGGCAGCAAAUUCUGCCCCGUUGAAACCACGCUGCUAACAAAUAUAUUACUGAGGACAGACGACCAUCACUUACAGAGUAAAUUGAACAUUCUGUGUGAAAAAAUCAGGGGAAUGAUGUGACCCCGAUAACUUUCUUUACGCUGGCAGUUUCAGUGAGAAAGAAUUUUAAAUUACAAUUGAUUUUAUGUCUCUUUAAAAAAGAAAUAGGGGUGUCAGGUUCUUGAGGUGGCCUGUUCCUAGUUUCCACUCACAAACUUUGAUUGAUAAUCUGUUAGUUUUGGCCCUCGGAAAUGAGCCCUUAGUGCCCCAUCCUCUGUCAUUUCUCCUCUCAUUAAACUUCAGACAAGAAA